This is a messenger RNA of Mesocestoides corti, 1503 nucleotides long. The record is from the annotation of a GenBank genome assembly. NCBI's taxonomy places the organism in Eukaryota, Metazoa, Platyhelminthes, Cestoda, Cyclophyllidea, Mesocestoididae.
AUGGUUGGCGAGACGCACAGUCAGCAUCGUCGGCCGUGGCAUCGUAGGAUAGGGAACCAUGGAGACGAUGACGACGUGGACGCCGAAGACGGUCUCAUUCCACUUUCCACGAGGCGAUACACCUUCAGCUACGAGGCAGACACCCCCACAAACCGCGGCGACAGCGCCCACGCGCGAAGUGUCUCGCUCCUUGAGCCGAAAUUGACUUUCACCGGUUACCAAGGCUCUCAACCAAUCGAAUUCGGCACCGCGUUCGACUUUACCCCCGAGGUAGUCAGUGUCGAUGAGAAGAAAUCAAAGCGGAAAAUGACAAGGCCUGCGGAAGACGCUGACGUCAUACCGGCCCCCUACCAAUCGAUAUUUACUUAUGAAAGCGCAUUCAUUGAUGACCCAGAGAUCCAGGACGAUUUUGAGGAAAGACCUGAAACCGCUGUCAGUGCAAGCGUCUACUUUGUCCUUGUGUUCUUCUCCACUUUACUGCUCCUAGCUACGUUCCCCGUUACCGCCUGGUUUUGCAUUAAGAAACUACCAAAGUCGAAAACAUUGAUUGUGUAUCGUCUGGGGAGACAACUAAAACCAAAGGGCCCAGGCUUCGCUCUGGUUCUGCCUUUUGUGGACGAAUAUCACGUCAUUGACCUCGAAGAACAAUCUCUCAUUGUAAAACCAGUUUCCAGCGACACAGUUGACGGCGGUGAGGUUGAAAUCGGCUGUCGAAUUGUCUUCCAAAUCGUCGAUGUCGACGCCGUGAUCAGUGCACGCGUCUUCAGCCCCUCCACUUUGGUCGCGAAAAAAGCCGAAACGGCAGUUCAGAGAUCAGCCAAUCGGAUUCAUUCACGUGACCUCACCUCGGGUCACGCUUUACCUGACAUCGCCAGUGAAGUUCGCGAGCCUCCAAAUCCAUCAGACAAGGUUCGCAGCAUCGAUUUCCAAAAACUGGGACAGCAAAUUGCCUCAAUUUCACCACUACUGGUUGGUGGUGGUGUCGGUGGACCUACGGCCGGAACCACUGCUUCCAAAUCUGCAAUCCAAUUUGUUGACAUGAUUAACACCCUGUCCAUCCCCUCUACUGCCACCACCGCCAACGCACCAUUUGCGUCUGUUAAUUCUCCCGCCAACGUGGCAGCCAAUCACAGUGACCCCGAGCGACUAUUGGACGAGCUCAUUGACGGAGUACUAUCCCGUGCCAAGGUGUUUCUAGCCAAUGAGAAAGUGCGGCACGCUCUGGGUCAAGCCAGUCUACAAGUCUUUGUCUACAAUUCGGACGUCAGUGGAGUGGAACCGCACACAGCUGCGUUCUACAUGGACGCGAAUACGGGUGACAGUGAAAAGGGCGUGUCCGAGGGACGUGCAGCAACGGCGACUGUUCACAUAAAAGCCACCGACUUUUCUGACAUCCUACGCGGUCGAUUGGACGUGCUUGAGGCCAUUAAAAACCACCAAAUUCGCGUCUCCGGUAGUCUCGUCGCUCUCUCCAAACUGCGCUACUUAUUACAAUUUAAGUAG